UAGUCCAGGACUCAAAGGACGGGAGGCUCUGAUCGUCUUUAGUACGAAUUAGGGAGUUUCGGUUUGGAGUCCUUUGCGGACGUUGAAGGCAGGAUGACGGAGGCUUCGCGGUACUCCAGAGGACCGCAAACGAAAUGAAGGGAACUCGGGAACUGAGUAUGGCCACGGAACCUUAGGAGGCUGGAUUGGAAAUCCGAUAGGAAGGAAGAGAGACCGCGCCUGUUGGGCCACGUGAUUGGAAGUCAGGGACCGGGGCGGCGCUAGGUGCCAGAGACGGCGUGGUGAGGAGUGUUUGGGGCGUGGGGAGUGGCAGGGUCGUUUGGCAGCCUCUGGCUUACCGUCUUUGGGUCUUCAGGAGGAAGAAGGCUGGAGUCGAACAUACUGAGUGUAUGCACAGCCUUCAUGAAAGCUGACAGAGAAGUGAGGCGCCUAUUCGUGGGUGGCCUUGGCCAGAACAUUUCCGAGACAGACCUACAAAAUCAGUUCAGCAGAUUUGGAGAAGUUUCUGAUGUGGAGAUCAUCACACGAAAAGAUGACCAAGGAAACCCACAGAAAGUCUUUGCGUAUAUCAACAUCAGAGUAGCAGAGGCAGAUCUGAACAAAUGUAUGUCUGCUUUGAAUAAAACAAAAUGGAAAGGUGGAACACUACAAAUUCAGCUAGCAAAAGAAAGUUUUUUGCACAGAUUGGCCCAAGAGAGAGAAGCAGCAAAAGCGAAGAAAGCAAAAUCAACAACAGGCAACACCAACAUUUUGGAAAAGAUGGGAGUGGUGGAUUUCCAUGUGAAAGCUGUACCAGGGACAGAAGUGCCAGGGCACAAAAAUUGGGUUGUGAGUAAAUUUGGAAGAGUUUUACCUGUCCUUCACCUAAAGAACCAACAUAAACGUAAAAUCAUGAAGUAUGACCCAUCAAAAUACUGCCACAACUUAAAGAAGAUCGCAGAGGAUGUCACACAUGCCACCCCUGUGUCCAGCCUCACCUGGCAACUGGAAGGAGGGGAUGACCCUAUGAGUAGGAAGCGACGAGGGGAGUUCUGUGCCAUUCAGACCUCCUCCCAGAAGAGGAUCAAAGCACAGAAGGACAAGGGGACUGCUGCUUCUCCAGCUGUGAGAGCAGGAACCCUCACGGUCCCGGGAAGUCCGCAUCCCAAACAGCAAGAGGCGGCACAGGAAGCACGCUGUGAGCUCAUUACUGCUCCGUUGCCCUCUGUCCCUGCUUCUCACAGCCAGAAACCUAACAGUAUGUUUGUUCAGACUUAUGGUGUGGGAAGUGCCAGGCGCAGAAAUCACGUGUCUGACGAUGAUACCGAUUCUGAAGAAGAGAUACGACUACUGAUUGCAAGAGAGGAAAACCUGGGGAAAACUGCAUGGCCCUCAGUGGGUGACUCUGCAAAUGAGUCCUUCGAAGUUGUCGGGGGGGACUUCAGGUCAGGUGUUCACAAGCUGCAUUCAGUAACAGCUCUAGGUGUCAGUCAUGUCUCUGACCGGGAUGGGGAAGGUAAUGCCCUGGGAAACGAUUGCAACUAUGAUUCAGGAGAUACAGAUGAGAUCAUCGCAGCAAAGAAAAAGACCAGUAAAGUCAAAAACAGUGCAGAGUUUUCACAAAUGGAAAAGUAUGCACACAAGAAAACGCCUUUGAAAAAUAGAAAAAACUGUGAGCUUUCUGAUCCUUGUGUUAAAGGACAAAAAAGAAAGACCAAGCCAGAUGGAGCCAUCAGUCCUAGGGUUACAGUCCGCUGCAGCAGCAGGGAAGAUUGGGGUUCUGCGUCAGAAUCCGCUGAGUCUGCAGGAGAUGAGGAGUAUGAGGCCAUGAUGAAAAACUGCCUCCAUGUGCAGCUUACCUUAGCUGAUCUGGAACAGCUGGCUGGCGGUGACCUGCAGGAUCCGGAAGAAGAUCCUGAGAGCGGUGGCCAGGAGACCACCACCAAAUGUGACAGGACUCUGGGGGGCCUGCACAGAGCCCGGCCAUGCAUCUGUCCCGAGGACAUUGUGGCUGCCCUUUUAGAAGGAGAAGAGAACACCUGUGGAAAGCAGAAACUGAAGGGAAAUAACCUACAGCCGAAAUUCCAAGCUUUCAAGGGAGUAGGCUCUCUCUAUGGAAAGGAAUCAAUAAAAAAACCCUUGAAAGAAAGUGUUGCCUUUGACAAUAUAAAUAAAGAUCAGAAUUCCUUGAAAUUUGAUCCCAGUAGCAUGUCCAUGGAGAAGGGGUCCCCACCUGCUAAUGGCUCGUCAGGCAAACUAACUCCUCUCCAACACGCAAAGAAGGCAAAUGACCCAAACCAAAUUCAGCCUCAAAAGAGACGUUCUCCUUUCCAGAGCCAGGAUCACGAGAUUGUGUCCCCUAGCAGUUCGGAAGAGGGAGGUAGAAAUCCUGUUUCUAGUCUGUUGCCAUUAAAAGAUAAGAAAAUAAGUCUUGGUACAAUUACCCCCAAGGUAGGCUUUGAUGAAGACUGCCGCCACAGGACUGGGGAGACCGGAGAGGGCUCCAGACAGAGCAGCCACCCAGCGCCUGGGAAAGCACCGGAGGGCUCCUCCAGGAGAGACGCUCAGGGAAGCAGCACCAACUUCCCACUUCCUGUGAACAGUUGGUCCGAUGUUCACACUAAGGAGAAGCAUGCUGACAAUCAGAAGCGUUUGGCAGCCUUGGACGCAAGGCAGAAAGCAAAGGAAGUGAGGAAGAAGCUGGUUCAUAAUGCCCUGGCAGACUUGGAUGGUCAUCCAGAGGACAAGCCAACGCACAUCAUCUUUGGUUCUGACAGUGAAACAGAGGAGCAAAGCCACCCGGGAGAGGAGCCCGUGCAGGAGGCCGUGAGCAGAGCAUCUGGGAGGCUGUUUGACAGCAGUGAGGAUGAAGAAUCUGGCUUCGAAGAUGACAGUCACAGGUUCAGAAUUAAACCUCAGUUUGAGGGCAGAGCUGGGCAGAAGCUUCUGGACUUGCAGUCUCACUUCGGCACUGAUGACAGAUUCCGCAUGGACUCCCGAUUUCUGGAAAGUGACAGUGAAGAAGAACAGGAAGAGGAAAAUGAUGAGAAAACAGCGGAGGAAGAGGAGCUUGCUGCAGAGAAGCUCAAAGCCCUGAACGUCAUGCAGAGUGUUUUGCACACCACUGUGAGCAGUUCUGCGCACAAAGGAUCGGCAGCUGCCAAGAAAUUUAGGGAUGUCGUACAUUAUGAUCCAACGAGGAAUGACCACACCGCUUACGAAAGGAAGAGCGAUGAUAAACCAAAGGAAAGUAAAGCAAAACGAAGGAAGCAGAGGGAGGAGGCCGAGAAGCUGCCUGAGGUGUCUAAAGAGAUGUAUUAUAGCGUCGCUGCAGACUUAAAAGAAAUAUUUCAAACUACAAAAGUUACCAGUGAAACAGCAGACGACACACCGUCUAGUGAGAAUCGUGAUGGCGAGAAAGUCGACGUUCACCUCCCCACCAGUCCAACGACGGGGGCCGAGCAGCGUGGCGGGUUCACAUUCUCCUUUUUUGAUUCAGAUGCUAAAGAUGUAAAGGAAGAUGCCUACAGAGCUGAGCCUGUGAAAACCAGGAAGGUCGUCUGGCAGGGGACCCCUCGUUUCCAAGACAGCAGCUCCGAAGAGGAGGAUAUUGCUGAAGAAGAAACAGAAGGCAGCCAGCCCAGCCCCAGAGAAGUAUCAUUACCUGAGAAAGAGACCAUUAGAUUUUUCUUUUUUUCUAAGAAUGAUGAAAGACUUCAUGUAGGUUCUGAUUUAUUCUGGAGAGGAGUGGGAAGUGAUAUUAGCAGGAAUUCUUGGGAGGCCAGAACAAACAACUUGCGGAUGGACUGCCGGAAGAAACAUAAAGAUGCCAAAAGGAGAGUGAAACCAAAAUAAUAACUGUCAGCAUUGGUUUUGAUAUGAAUGGGAAGGCUCACCUAUGGAAAUUGGGUGACACAGAAACAUUCUUAAAUGAGAAGGAAGAAUUCACAGUGAAGGAGUAUUCAAAAUCUGCCUGGUGGAUAUCACUCUGCUAUCUUUUUCUGUGGAUUUCCUCUGUAUCUCUUCCUAAGUAAUUCUUCAAAAAAUUAAAAUGAACUGGUUUUUUUUAAACAAAGCACAAGAUAAUCCCCCCAAAUACUUUUUAUAUAUAAUCUCUGUGCUAUUUAUAGUAACUACUUGGUAUUUCUAAUACAGGGUUUACAUAAAGUCUUUUUAAAAUUA
Messenger RNA from Ailuropoda melanoleuca (giant panda), 4161 nucleotides. RefSeq names its product nucleolar protein 8 (gene NOL8). NCBI's taxonomy places the organism in Eukaryota, Metazoa, Chordata, Mammalia, Carnivora, Ursidae. The record is from RefSeq and is a predicted model, not a curated record. Gene Ontology annotation, molecular function: RNA binding. Bases 403 to 3834 code for a protein of 1143 amino acids. Gene Ontology annotation, cellular component: nucleolus. Gene Ontology annotation, biological process: protein localization to nucleolus. The transcript is spliced from 17 exons.